This is a messenger RNA of Folsomia candida, 903 nucleotides long. Its product is annotated as acyl-coenzyme A thioesterase 13. Gene Ontology annotation, molecular function: fatty acyl-CoA hydrolase activity. The record is from RefSeq and is a predicted model, not a curated record. The transcript has 4 exons. The coding region runs from base 137 to 586 and encodes 149 amino acids. NCBI's taxonomy places the organism in Eukaryota, Metazoa, Arthropoda, Collembola, Entomobryomorpha, Isotomidae.
GAAAAAACGAGACGAGCGAGUGUGUCGGUCAACAAGAAAAAACCUUGAGCACAUUUAUUUUGUUGAACACGUGUGAGCGCGAAUGUUUCUCGUCACAAUAAUUUGCUGAGCACUAUUAUCUGUGUGAAAUUUAGCCAUGGCAGGCUUGGAGUUGGCCAAAAAAUUACUAGCUGUUCGGAUCAAAGGAGGAGGUUUCGAUCGGCUACUGCACAAAGUGCGAAUAACGGAGGCUGGGGGAGGUUCGCUUGUGGCGGAAAUGAGGGUUGAGGAGGAGGACUGUGCCCCACAGAAGCGUUUCAUGCAUGGGGCCAUGUCCACUCUGCUGGUUGACUCUUUAUCGGGUAUCGCCCUAAUGACAGCGGAACAUGUACAGCUUCAAAAUGCUGGGGUUAGUCUUAACAUCAACAUGACGUAUAUGAAAGCAGCUCAGGUGGGCCAGGAUGUCUUGAUAAAGGCUAGGACUGAUAAAGUGGGUUCAAAAGUUGCAUUCUUGUCCGUGGAAAUUCUCAGCAAGGCUACAGAUGAAUUGUUGGCAAAAGGAAGCCACGUAAAAUUUAUUGGCCAAGCUGUACUUCCAAAAGCGUAGGUAAAGGUAGGAUAAUGUUGCAUAUGUUGUAUGUACGCGUCAAUUAGAGACACUUAUGAUAUAUAUAAUCUAGAUAACCAAUAAAUUAAGCAUGCAGAAUAAUAACCAUUCUAACUGCAUUUAUUCCAUAUUUCUUUUCUUAAAUUAUUCUUUGUGUUUACUCUCAUACAUUUUAUAUUUGGUUUUCAAAAAGUCCCAGAAGCAUAAACUUAACAGCGUAUUACUGGUACGUUUGGCUUUGUUUAAUUGUCUUGUAAUAUUCGCAUAAAAAUUAAUAAAAAAGUACACACUUAAACUUGUCUCACUUUGCCCCAGAA